AAGUUUAGCAAGGUUCACUAGGCAUUGGAUUCGGUCAGCAAACGGACGUCUCUUACACUCUAGUAUCUGUAUCACAUAAUAAGAAGAGUUCCGUUAAUAUUCUCUAUUAUAGUGGAGUCCUAAUUGUGUUAUAAAUAAUGAUCAUUUCAAAUGUAAGUGGUUCUAUUCGGAAUCAUGUUCGAAAUCAGUUUAUUGCUCUAUCUUUAUCACGAGCAAGGUAUUCUUCUAAAGUAGAAUACAAACCAAUAAGAAGUGUUCUUGUUGCUAAUCGAGGUGAAAUUGCUAUUCGUGUAUUCAGAGCGUGCAAUGAAUUGGGUAUUAAGUCUGUCGCCAUAUAUUCUGAACAAGAUAAAAUGCACAUGCAUAGAUUGAAGGCUGAUGAAUCAUAUCUAGUUGGAAAAGGAAAAGCACCAGUAGAAGCAUACCUUGACAUACCUGAAAUUAUAAGAGUUGCAAAAGAAAAUGAUGUUGAUGCCAUUCAUCCUGGUUAUGGUUUUCUAUCAGAACGAUCCGAUUUUGCUCAAGCAGUUAUUGAUGCUGGAAUACGGUUUAUUGGACCAUCACCUUUUGUUGUGCAACAAAUGGGUGAUAAAGUUGCAGCUAGACAGGCGGCUAUCGAUGCUGGUGUUCCAAUUGUUGCUGGUACUCCUGGCCCAAUCAGAACAUCUGAAGAAGCAAUCGAAUUCUGUUUAAAACACGAUUUACCCGUUAUUUUCAAAGCUGCUUAUGGAGGUGGUGGUCGAGGUAUGAGAGUUGUUAGAAAAAUGGAAGAUGUCAAAGAAAAUUUUGAACGUGCUUCAUCAGAAGCAAAAGCAGCUUUUGGCGAUGGUGCUAUGUUUAUUGAAAAAUUUGUUGAAAGACCACGUCAUAUUGAAGUUCAACUUUUGGGUGAUCAAGCUGGAAAUAUUGUUCACUUAUAUGAAAGAGAUUGUUCAGUUCAACGCCGUCAUCAAAAAGUUGUUGAAUUGGCACCAGCUCCUCACUUGGACCCAAAGGUUAGAGACUUAAUGACUGAACGUGCAGUUAAAUUAGCUAAACAUGUAGGUUAUUCCAACGCUGGUACUGUAGAAUUUUUAGCAGAUAGCAAAGGUAAUUUUUACUUUAUUGAAGUUAAUGCUAGACUCCAAGUGGAACAUACUGUUACUGAAGAAAUCACUGGUAUUGAUUUAGUACAAUCUCAAAUUCGAAUUGCGGAAGGUGUUACGUUGCCAGAACUUGGUUUAACUCAAGAUAAAAUUAAACCUCAAGGUUUUGCUAUUCAAUGCCGUGUUACUACUGAAGAUCCUGCUAAAAAUUUCCAACCGGAUACUGGUCGUAUUGAAGUUUUCAGAAGUGGUGAAGGCAUGGGUAUUCGAUUGGAUGGUGCUUCUGCCUUUGCUGGAGCUAUUAUCAGUCCAUACUAUGAUUCAUUGCUUGUUAAAGUUAUUGCACAUGCUGCUGAUUUACAUGCAUCCUGUGCUAAAAUGAAUCGUGCUUUGCGUGAAUUUAGAGUUCGAGGAGUGAAAACAAAUAUACCAUUCCUCCUAAAUGUGUUGACUAAUGAAAAAUUUGUGAAUGGAUCAGUUGAUACAUAUUUCAUUGAUGAAAACCCUCAACUCUUUACACUUGAACCAUCACAGAAUAGAGCCCAAAAAUUACUUAAUUAUUUGGGAGAAGUUUUGGUAAAUGGUCCUCAAACUCCAUUAGCAACCAGUUUGAAACCUGCAAAUAUACAACCACAUGUACCUGAAUUUCCUGCAGGUUUAAGUCCUCCUCAAGGAUUCAAACAAAUACUUAUUAAAGAUGGGCCAAAAGCUUUUGCUAAAGCAGUUCGUGAUCAUAAGGGGGUUUUGUUAAUGGACACUACAAUGAGAGAUGCUCAUCAAUCUCUUUUAGCAACUAGGGUUAGGUCACAUGAUAUUCUACGUAUUGCUCCAUGGGUAUCACAAAGUUUCCCAGGCUUAUAUUCAUUGGAAAAUUGGGGUGGUGCUACAUUUGAUGUAGCACUUCGAUUUUUACAUGAAUGUCCAUGGCAAAGAUUAGCAGAUAUGAGAUCAGCUAUACCUAAUAUUCCAUUCCAAAUGUUAUUGCGUGGUGCAAAUGCAGUUGGUUAUACAAACUACCCUGAUAAUGUUGUUUUUAAAUUUUGUGAUCUUGCUGUACAAGCUGGUAUGGAUGUAUUUCGUGUGUUUGACUCACUUAAUUAUUUACCAAAUAUCAUUCUUGGUAUGGAAGCUGUUGGUAAAGCAGGAGGUGUUAUUGAAGCAGCUGUUUCAUAUUCUGGUGAUGUGUCUGAUCCUACUAAAACAAAAUAUACUUUAGACUAUUAUAUAAAUGUUGUUGACGAAUUAGUUAAAGCUGGUACUCAUGUACUGUGUAUUAAGGAUAUGGCAGGACUUUUGAAACCUCGUGCUGCUACUAUGCUCAUUGGUGCUAUACGUUCUAAGUAUCCUAAUUUACCUAUUCAUGUCCAUACUCAUGACACUAGUGGUGCUGGAGUUGCUUCUAUGUUAGCAGCAGCAGAAGCUGGUGCUGAUGUAGUAGAUGUUGCUGUUGACUCAAUGUCUGGUAUGACUUCACAACCAAGUAUGGGAGCUAUUAUUGCUUCUUUACAGGGUACCGAAUUAGAUACAGGUUUACAACUAAAAGAAGUAUCUGAAUAUAGCGCUUAUUGGGAACAAGCAAGAACUUUGUAUGCUCCGUUUGAAUGUACAACAACAAUGAAAUCUGGAAAUGCCGAUGUAUAUUUGAAUGAAAUUCCUGGUGGUCAAUAUACCAAUCUCCAAUUUCAGGCUUUCUCAUUGGGGCUUGGUGACUUCUUUGAGGAUGUAAAAAAAGCUUACAGAGAAGCUAAUCUUUUAUUAGGAAAUAUUAUAAAGGUUACACCUUCAUCUAAAGUUGUUGGAGAUUUAGCUCAAUUUAUGGUGCAAAACAAAUUGACUUCUGAAGAUGUAUUAGCAAAAGCUGAAGAAUUGAGUUUCCCUAAAUCAGUAAUUGAGUUCUUACAAGGAGGGAUUGGUGAACCAUAUCAAGGUUACCCUGAACCAUUGAGAUCAAAAGUUUUGAAAGAUAUGCCACGUAUUGAAGGUCGGCCUGGAUGUUCUUUAGCUCCAUUAGAUUUCAAUGAAAUAAAAACUAAAUUACAAGAUAAGUAUCAAAAUAUUAGUGACUAUGAUGUUAUGAGCUCUGCACUUUAUCCUACAGUCACAGAUGAGUAUUUAACAUUUAAAGAAGAAUAUGGACCAGUAGAUAAACUUGAUACAAGAAUAUUUUUAACUGGACCUAAAGUUGGAGAAAACUUUGAAGUAACCAUAGAAAAAGGUAAAACAUUAGCCUUUAAAACACUUGCAAUUUCUGAAGAACUAACUGCCAAUGGUGAAAUUGAAGUAUUCUUUGAAAUGAAUGGACAGUUACGAUCAGUGUUUAUACGAGAUAAGGAAGCAUCUAAGGAGAUGCAUAUUCAUCCAAAAGCAUCCAAAUCUAAUAAGGGAGAGGUUGGUGCCCCAAUGCCAGGAUCUGUAAUGGACAUUCGAGUUAAAGUAGGUGACAAGGUUGAAAAGGGUGCACCACUAGUCGUUUUAUCUGCCAUGAAAAUGGAAAUGGUGGUCCAGGCGCCUAUUGCAGGAACAGUAAAACAAAUUGACAUAAACAUUGGAAUGAAAUUGGAAGGAGAAGAUUUAUUGUUGUCCAUUGAACCAUAAUUUAAUUGAAAAUAUAUAAUUUAAGUUUUAUAAAUAUCCCUGCCAUAAAGAUCCACACAGAUAUAGUUAUAAGGUUUAUCCACUAGUCAAAAUAUGUUAAAAUUAUAUUUAUUUAAAUUAAUAGGUGGACAUAAUAUGUACGAACAAAAAUGAGUACUGAUGUUGAAAUUGUGUUGUGAUUUAUAUGUAAUAUUAUAUUAUUAUACAGAAUA
Messenger RNA from Sipha flava (yellow sugarcane aphid), 3892 nucleotides. It is a transcript of the gene PCB, whose product is annotated as pyruvate carboxylase, mitochondrial. The transcript has 18 exons. Gene Ontology annotation, molecular function: ATP binding; metal ion binding; pyruvate carboxylase activity. The record is from RefSeq and is a predicted model, not a curated record. Lineage: Eukaryota; Metazoa; Arthropoda; Insecta; Hemiptera; Aphididae. Gene Ontology annotation, biological process: pyruvate metabolic process; gluconeogenesis. The coding region runs from base 138 to 3680 and encodes 1180 amino acids. Gene Ontology annotation, cellular component: cytoplasm.